Molecule: messenger RNA, 1384 nt
Organism: Lucilia sericata (common green bottle fly)
Lineage: Eukaryota; Metazoa; Arthropoda; Insecta; Diptera; Calliphoridae
Product: serine/threonine-protein phosphatase rdgC-like
Exons: 5
Coding region: 33-1097 (354 amino acids)
Cellular component (GO): nucleus; cytosol
Molecular function (GO): calcium ion binding; protein serine/threonine phosphatase activity
Source: RefSeq, a predicted model, not a curated record
GCUUUCUGUUCCUUUUCAAGCUCUUUGACAUUAUGUGGAGUGACCCGCAGCAUAAUGAAGGCUGUUUGCCCAAUAGUUUACGUGGUGCUGGCACUUACUUUGGCCCCGAUAUCACUAAACAGUUUCUCGAAAAACACAAGCUAGACUAUUUGGUGCGUUCGCAUGAAUGCAAAGUGGAUGGUUAUGAGUUUGCCCACGAUGAGAAGGUCAUUACCAUAUUUUCAGCUUCCAAUUAUUAUGCCAUUGGUUCAAAUCGUGGUGCGUACAUUAAGCUAAAUCCUCAUAUGGAACCACAUUUUGUUCAAUAUAUAUCGGCUGCCUCGAAGACACGUCAAUUAACAUUCCGCCAACGAGUGGGCAUUGUGGAAAGUUCAGCUAUAAGGGAAUUGGGCGCUAGACUGCGUGCUAGGCGCAACGAACUGGAGGCAGAGUUCAAGAAGCAUGAUACCAAAAAUAAAGGUUUCAUUACUAUUUCCAAGUGGUGUGAGGCCAUGGAAAAAGCCACCAAUUUGGGUUUGCCUUGGCGUUUGUUGCGUCCUCGUUUGGCUCCUUCUAGUGAUGACUGUCCCGCCAAUGAGGUUAAUUAUUUAACCACUUUGGAACUAUUGGAUACAGAUACUAUAAUUGAAGCUCAAGAGCAGGAAACCAGCGUGGCGGAUUCUUUAUAUAAAAAUGUCAGCAGCUUGGAAGCUAUAUUCCAUAUAUUGGAUUCCGAUCAGUCAGGCUACAUUUCUCUGAGCGAAUUCAGUGAUGCUUGCGAACUAUUGGAGAAGCAUUUGCCCGGCACAAAUACUCGUGAACAAUUGCUGGACAUGUGCCGCAUGAUGGACCUAAACAAAGAUGGUCUGGUAGAUCUCAAUGAAUUCCUUGAAGCAUUCCGUUUAUGCGAACAGGCCAAGAAUGAACACACCACGGGCAAGAAAGCACAACACGAAGGAGCAGAAGGAGAGGAUAAAAAUGAAAAGGGUGGUAGAAGAUAUAGCACCCAGGUGGCAUUGGCGGCGGCCCAAUUGAAAAAACAACUGCCCGCAGUAGAUGAAGAUGGUGAUAAUGAUAUCGAUCCCAAUGACAGUGAAACUAAUACACUUAAGCGUUAAAAGGGAAGAGGGAAGGAAAUGAAGGAUCUCUAAUACUGAAGCUUUAAAUUAUUUUGAUUUUUUUUUAAGAUUUUUAAAAAUAAGUAUUUUUUUUAUAUAUUAUUUAGAAAACUUCGCUUUUAGUGUUAUAUGGGUUAAUUUAUGCUUAAAUUUUUUAACAUAUUAUUUGAAAUAGACAACGAAGUUUUAUUUUAGUUUUAAAAGCCAUUUUCAACUUAAAAAAACUCUUGCCGUCCAUUUUGUUUUUUAGUUGUGAAGUGUUAGCUUAUGUUAUGUUUUAUUUUUUU